UCUCUUAGUUCCGGGUAAAAAGCAGGACGAGUUGUUGUGGGACUGUGACUAUGGAAGAAUGAGCGACGAGCUGGAAUUAAAAACCAUUCAAGUUGUCAGUAACAACAAUAAUAUCGCCAGUGACGUUAGAGUUGAGCAGGUGUCUUCAGGAAAUGGAGCCCGCUCAGACAACGUCAACACGGCACAUGAAGUGUCUCCCCUUCUAUCAACACCACAGGUGGGCGACGCCAACAAUGCAGAGUGCAGUGAUGUUACUAUUGAAUCUGUAAAUUCAUCCAAACCACGGUGGAGGGAUGAACUGCAGAGGGUGAAGCGAGAGCUGAAUGAGGUGGCGGUGUGGAAACUCAAAAAGUGGAUGGUGAUUCUCAUCGUAUUACUUCUGAUUGCUUUGAUCAUUGCAGUCUCCUUCAUUGUGUGUGCAGCUGGUCAUGUCGAUGAGGACGAGACAUAUGACAGAUCAUCAUUUGUGGUGGAGCGCUUCUUCAGAGGGAACUUUACUCUUGCCAACAGUUUUAUUUCACACCCUGAAACUCAAGCAGAAGAAAGAGAGAAACUGCUAGAAGAACUGAAACAUCAGUUGACUACAGUCUACAAUUCUUCUUCUGCAUUGGCGCGGUACUUUUCAAGUGUUACCAUAAACAGUUUCAGUGAUGAUACAGCACAGUUUGAGCUGCAGUUCAUCAUCCCUUCAGAAAAUGAGCAGCUUGUACGCUACACUCUGAGUCGGGAGAUGGUGAAAAAUGUACUUUUCCAACACUUUUAUGAUCAGGACCCAGCUGGAAACUCUCUAUAUGUCAAACCAACGUCACUCACCAUGGAAGUUUGGACGAGAGGAACCUGAUGCAUUGAUGCAUAUAGAAAUUUCUCUUUUUUAGCAAAUAACAAUGUAAAGUUUUUGUAAGACUUCUAAGGUAUUAAAACAACGUUGUAGGAUCAGUCCCAAGUACAUUUUUAAAACACUAGUAAAACUUUUAAUGCUUUUUGUACAAUGUACAGUUUGUAUACAGUUUAAGAGGUUUUGGUGUAUCUAUAUUUAAUAGAUUUUUACUGUUCCCUUAUAUGAACUUUUAUAUAUUUUCUCUUGUGAAAUUGAAAUAAACUGGACAAUUUUCUUUCACACUUUGGAGAUAAUGGAUGAUAGAUGUUCAUGUUUUUUCAUCUGUAAAAUCAAUUACAAGAACUAGCAUCUUACAUGCAGAUAAUUAAAAAUCCAGCCCUUUUGGCUAAAACUUGUUAUAGUGAAAGUUUUUUACUGUAAUGAUUCUCUUAACAAAACAAGUUUUUUUUACAUUAUUUAAAUACUUUAAUAUUUUAAUGUUAAGGUGUUAAAAGUGGGUUGCCAAGUGCUAUGCAUUGCAUUAGUUAGUUUUUAGUACAGUAUGUUGCUAUGCAGUUGCUAUGAUGUUUGCCUGAUGAUUGUCUUGGUGUGCUGGAUGAGUUGUAAGGUGAUGGCUUAAAACAAACCCCACUUCUGUGAUAUACUGGUGUCUAAAUAUGGCUCAAUCCUGUGAUUUUUGCUGUAUGCAUCUCUUUAGAAACUCAAAACAGGAUUUAGGUAAGGGAACUAUUUUGCAUAAACAAUGGAAAUAGACUAAACUUUACUCACAUGUGUCAUUGUCCAAUUGUUUGGGGUGAAUGUUCAUGCACAAACUCUGAAUUAAAAUUAAAAACAUUAAUUGAA
Molecule: messenger RNA, 1681 nt
Organism: Misgurnus anguillicaudatus (oriental weatherfish)
Lineage: Eukaryota; Metazoa; Chordata; Actinopteri; Cypriniformes; Cobitidae
Product: TPA-induced transmembrane protein
Source: RefSeq, a predicted model, not a curated record